AUGUAUGAUCGUGUUAAUCGACAAAUCGCUAUCACAAUCGCUAAAUAUCCGCGCCAUUUGCUUCUCGCAACACUUUUAUUCUCAGCAUUUCUAUCAUCGGCGUUAUUUAAUUCAACUUUAGAGUAUGAUAUACGACGCAGCUUCUCACCACCUAAAUCAAGAGCAACUAGAGAAGAAGAAAUAUAUAAGCAAUUUUAUGAAAUUGGUAGCGUUCCGCAAAGAACUUUUAUGAUAUUUUAUGCAAAAGAUGGUGGAACUAUGUUACGUAAAAAUCAUAUUGAGGAAAUGUAUCAAAUUAAUCGAAUAAUGACUGAUGUAUUGAAUAGUACUGAAUAUUCCCAUCUACCAAUCUGUCAUCCAUUUUGUAACAUAAAUGCGCCAUUUGACCUUUUCUGGAAUGAAUUCAUGAAACAUGACAGUAAUACUACUACUGAUUAUGACGAAGAUGCUAUAUUUGCCUUUCCGACAUCAAUAAUAUUUGGACAGGAAUUGUUUCUUCGAUCAAAUUUGUUCGGUGUACAAACUUCCGAUCAUAUAUUCCCGAAUCGAUCUACGAUAAUAAAAGUAGGAACUAUUAUGUUUUGGCACUUGGCCGAUGCUGAUAAUAAACGUAAACUUAAGAUCCUUCGAAAUGUAACAGUUACAUUAUUUGAAAUGUCCAGAAAGCGAGAUGCCACUAAAUGGAUUAAUUUUAAUAUUUUUGGUGAUGAAAUUGCAAACAAUGAAAUGAUCCGAGGCGCUUAUCAAGCGACGAAAUUGAUGACAAUUGGAUUCCUUUUCCUCAUAUGUUUCGUAUUUCUUAUUGUGUGGCGUAAAAUGGAACUACGUCUUCUUCCUCCCAUUGUUUUUGCUACUAUAUUUUCACCACUUCUGGCUGCCACCUCAUCCUUUGGUAUUAUUUCCUGGCUACGAUUACCCAUUUAUUCUAUGAUGUGUGUCACACCAUUUCUGAUUCUUGGAAUUGGAGUGGAUGAUGCAUUUAUUAUGAUCCAAACGUGGACUCGUCUAAAGUUCAUAAAAUCUCGAGAAGAGAGAUUGGCACAAGUUUUAGUGGAAAUAGGACCAUCAAUUAGCAUCACAUCUAUAACCAAUCUGAUUGCUUUUGGUAUUGGUUACUUAACGCCAACACCACAGAUGAGCCUAUUCUGUUUGUGCACAUCAUUCGCUUGUUUAUUUGAUUAUAUUUUCACAUUUACACUCUUGACACCAAUUCUUUAUUUGGCUAAUAAAUCAGAGAAUGUCUAUAUAAUGGCUGAAAAAGUGCCAAAAAAUAAGCUUGGCGAAUAUUGCCUGACAAAUUAUAGCAAAUUGAUAUGUUCGUGGAGAGGUCGAAUUAUUGCAGUAUUCGUACUGGCGGUAUUAUACUUCAUGGCAUCAGUAGGAGUUAUGAAAAUGAAAUCAACUUUUGAACCUGUAAAAGCAUUUCCAUCUGAUUCGAUAUCUACAAGUUCAUUUGUUAUCCUUCGGCAUGUUUUCGAUGAAUUUUUCCCACUUCAAGCUAUCAUAAAUAAGCCACCAAACAUUAGUGAUUCAACAGAAUAUAAUGAGUUUUAUGAUAUGAUAAGAAGUUUGGAAGCGGUACCUAACAGUUAUGGACCCAAUCGAACGAUGGUUUUCUUGCAAAUAUAUGAAGAUUUUGAUCGAAAAAUAUGCAAUUUCUUUAAUAUGUUAGGUAUGGGAGAUCAGAAUGAUUUCACGCCGUCGUACGAUAAUUUACCGAUAUUUCUGAAUCAUUUCCACAAUCUACCAUUCAUCAAAACGAGGAUCGAUGAAAAAGGUGAACACAGGCUGGUAUCAUUCAUAAUUACAGCAAUUGCACAAAAUAUGUCUGAAUGGUCCAAUCGUGCCGAAUAUGUAGAUGCAUGUCGUAAGGUCUUACAUAAUUACCCACGUUUCAAUGCCACCGUUUAUGAUGGAGAUUCGGCUGUGCUUGAUUUAGUACUAACUGCAAAAAAGGAUCUUAUUGGAUCAGUUGCUGUUACGGUCAUUUGUAUGGCAGCUGUAUGCUUAUUUUUCAUUGGCAGCAAGAUUGGCGUACUUAUUAUUACUUUCACGAUCUCGUCCAUUUGUUUUACAUUAGUUGGUUCAUUAUCAUGGUGGGGAGCGGAUAUGGAUCCUGUAACAAUGAUUGAUGUACUUAUUGCCACUGGAUUUAGCGUCGACUACACCGUUCAUAUCGCAUACAAGUUUUACAAACUGACUGGUGGUCGAGAAGAGCGAAUUAAACAAAGUUUCCGCGAAAUGUGCGGUCCCAUGCUCCAGGCUGGCAUAUCAACGAUACUUUGCAUGUUGCCGCUUAUCUUUGUUCCAACUUAUGCAAUUUUAGCAUUUGCUAAAACUAUCUUUUUGGAUGUAGGUUUAGCUCUGUUGCAUGGACUUUUCAUAUUACCUAUUUUACUGGUCACCUUAUGUCGCAAUAAACGGGAAGAAAGCAGCACCAACAAAACAACAAUAACAUCCGGAAUGAUGAAUAACAAUAUGAUGAAUAGUGGCUGUCUAUUAGAAAAAUGA
Cercopithifilaria johnstoni is the source of this 2511-nucleotide messenger RNA. Lineage: Eukaryota; Metazoa; Nematoda; Chromadorea; Rhabditida; Onchocercidae. The record is from the annotation of a GenBank genome assembly.